AUGGACAACAUCGCCAGUACAGAGAAGCGCUUGGCAGAUGUCGAAGAAGAUUUUAAGACUGUGGGGAAUGAUAUCAAGACGACCCGUAAAGAACUCGAGUCGGCCGAAAACGAUCGAAAAGCGUAUUGUCGCCAUCUUCUUCGCGGCGUGACUAUCCCGACAACCUUGGAAGCAUUGUGGGCGUUGCUUAGUUCUGAUAGCGACAUCGCAAUCAUUCGCGACCAGGGAAAAGCGGCAGUCCUCUCGAGCACGGGAAAGUGGGAGUCCAUGACAAACGCGACGUACUCAGUGCAGCAACUCCAGAAAGAUCAGGACAAUUGUUACAAUUACCAGGUCAAGCGAUUCGAUUCACCCAAGACCAAUCCGUCCGUAUCCAACGAAAUGGGCACAAAAUGGGAUGAAGUUGAACUCCGUGAGCAAAUUAAGACUCUUUUCUCCGACAACCCGUUUCUCGAGCGCAUCCCAGACCGGCACAACGACCAAACGAUUGCUGACGUGAAAGAAUUUCUCAUGGCUAGACCCACAGAUCCAGCUGAUGACGCCAAGGCACAAGCAGCGCUUUUUGCAAUGCCAGGGUCCGGGAAAACGCGGUCAAUUAGGGAGGCGGCGCAGACGCUGGGUGCGAAACAUGAGAGAUGGCGCCUGUGCGACUUCGGAUUCAGCGAAAUUGAUGAGCUAGUUGUCAAUGCUAUUGCACAAUGCAAUGAAGACGAGCUUCUUAUAGUUCACUUUGACGAAGUACAAGUCUGGUUGGACUCUCAUGGCGGGGAGGCGGAGCUGCAGAAUCUUGCUGCCAAAUGCUCUACCAGAGGCAACCAAAACCGCAUGCUGAAGUUCAUCUUUACGGGAACGCCAACAAGCCGAUUCACCUCGGAAGUCAUCUCAGGCCUGUUCCAAUUUUCACUUCUGGUUCCUUUCCAAAAAGCUUUGUGCUUAACUUGUACAGAAAUCAUAUUGAGCGGGAGGUGGACGAUUCAUUGGAUGGUCUCUUUGACCGCUGCCGCCAUAAUCGGCGGGUGA
Molecule: messenger RNA, 1020 nt
Organism: Seminavis robusta
Lineage: Eukaryota; Bacillariophyta; Bacillariophyceae; Naviculales; Naviculaceae
Source: the annotation of a GenBank genome assembly